Molecule: messenger RNA, 4522 nt
Organism: Nanorana parkeri
Lineage: Eukaryota; Metazoa; Chordata; Amphibia; Anura; Dicroglossidae
Gene: ANKRD52
Product: ankyrin repeat domain 52
Exons: 29
Coding region: 219-3479 (1086 amino acids)
Cellular component (GO): cytoplasm
Molecular function (GO): protein binding
Source: RefSeq, a predicted model, not a curated record
GUUCCACCUUAGAACGGUACACGGACCGUCUUCCCCCUGCAGAGUCAGCAGAGGGCGCUGUGUGCGCUGCCAGUAGGCGGGCCUUGGCUUCCCGCAGCAAUAAGAAAAAGGAUCGGGGAAAAGAGGCACAGAGUGGGCGCUCGCAGCUACCGUCUGUAAUCUGUCCUGCGGCUGAUACCGCCUCAUGACGGGACAUCCAUGCUGACUGACCGCAGGACAUGGGAGUCCUCGAAAUCACUGACCAGCAUCCACUGGUCCAAGCAAUAUUUAAUCGCAACCUAGAAGAAAUACAAUUGCUUUUGAGCCAGAAGGAAAAUGUCAACAUUUUGGACCAAGAGAGGCGCACUCCUCUGCAUGCUGCUGCCUACUUAGGAGACAUCCCGGUUAUGGAACUAAUAAUACAGUCGGGUGCUAAUCUUAAUGCAAAAGAUUCAAUUUGGCUUACACCCCUGCACCGGGCUGCGGCAGCACGAAAUGAGAGGGCUGUCUCUGUGCUUGUAAAGCAUUCUGCUGAUGUCAAUGCCCGGGACAAGAACUGGCAAACGCCACUACAUGCCGCUGCUGCAAACAGAGCAACUAAAUGUGCAGAGACCUUAAUGGGUCUGGUGAAAAAUGUCAACAUAGCAGAUCGCACAGGACGUACUGUACUUCAUCAUGCUGUGCUUGGUGGCAGUGUAGAGAUAGUAUUGAUGUUGUUGAACAGAAGGGCACACCACAGCAUAUGUGACAAAAAGGAGAGACACCCCAUCAUGUAUGCAUCUUAUCUGGGACACCUGGAGAUUUCAAAGCUGCUGAUAUCUCGGGGAGCUGAUGCCAUGUCAAAGGAUAAAAACGGUUACACGCCCCUCCAUGCAGCUGCCUCUAGUGGGAGGAUUGACAUUGUGAAGUAUUUACUGAAAUUAGGUGUUGAGAUUGAUGAGCCCAAUUGCUUCGGGAACACUGCCCUACACAUUGCCUGUUACAUGGGUCAGGACGCUGUGGCCAAUGAACUAGUCAACUAUGGCUCCAAUGUCAACCAGCCUAAUGAGAAAGGUUUUACCCCUUUGCACUUUGCUGCUGUUUCCACAAAUGGGGCACUGUGUCUGGAGCUGCUAGUUAACAAUGGAGCUGAUGUAAAUUAUCAGAGUAAAGAAGGAAAGAGCCCUUUGCACAUGGCUGCCAUACAUGGAAGGUUUACACGUUCCCAGAUUCUGAUUCAGAAUGGUGGUGAAAUUGACUGUGCUGAUAAAUAUGGCAAUACUCCUCUGCAUGUUGCUGCUAGAUAUGGGCAUGAGCUGCUAAUUAGUACUUUGAUGACAAAUGGUGCGGACACCGCAAGACGUGGAGUUCAUGGCAUGUUCCCCCUGCACUUAGCUGUUCUCUAUGGGUUCUCAGACUGUUGCCGUAAGCUACUUUCCUCAGGUCAGUUGUACAGUAUAGUGGCCUCACUGAGCAAUGAACAUGUUCUGUCUGCCGGCUUUGAUAUCAAUACACCUGACAACCUCGGGAGGACCUGUCUCCAUGCUGCUGCUUCAGGAGGAAACAUUGAAUGUCUUAAUUUGUUGACUAGCAGUGGCGCUGAUUUGGCAAGACAAGAUAAAUUUGGAAGGACUCCGCUGCACUAUGCCGCUGCUAAUGGCAGCUACCAGUGCACAACGACUCUGGUGAAUGCUGGCGCUAGUAUUAAUGUGGCAGACUAUAGAGGCUGCACUCCCCUACACUAUGCUGCUGCUUCAGAUACCUACAGGAGGGUUCCUAAUACUGUUUCUAAGGCUUCACGCCAGACAGAGAAGUCCAGAUCAAUGGAGUCUAACUCUGUGACAAGGCAGGAGUCCGGGAAAGAGGAUGAGAAGGCUUCGCUGGAAAAGGAGGCUUUCAUUGCCUUAGAAUACCUGCUGGACAACAAUGCCGACCCUUCGAUUCGUGAUAAACAGGGAUAUGCUGCUGUUCACUACGCAGCUGCUUUUGGUAACAGACAGAACUUGGAACUACUCCUAGAGAUGUCAUUUAACUGCCUGGAUGAUGUGGAAAGCACUGUACCAGUUAGCCCUUUGCACUUAGCUGCCUACUAUGGUCAUUAUGAUGCCCUGAAAACUUUAGCAGAAACGCUGGUGAACCUGGACGUACGUGACCACAAGGGCCGCACUGCUCUUUACCUCGCCACAGAAAGGGGAUCCACAGAGUGUGUGGAGGUUCUAAUGAGCCAUGGGGCCUCUCCAUUUAUCAAGGACCGCAAAAAGAAAUGGACCCCAUUGCAUGUAGCAGCUGCCUCUGGAAACACUGAUGUUCUGCACCUGCUGAUUGAUAGCAGUGAGAGACUAGACAUUACUGAUGUGACAGAGGCACAUGGCCAAACUCCCUUAAUGCUUGCUGUGAUGAAUGGACAUGUUGACUGUGUUCACCUGCUGCUGGAGAAAGGAGCCACUGUAGAUGCUGGAGAUAAAAGAGGAAGAACCACACUUCACAGAGCAUCUGUAACUGGUUGUGAAGACUGUGUGGGUGCUCUGCUGGACCAUGAUGCCUUUGUGCUGUGUCGGGAUUACAAGGGACGCACUCCUAUUCACUUUGCUGCAGCUUGUGGCCAUGCGACACUGGUACAUGUGUACUUGCAGGCUGCACUCUCUACAGACCCACUAGAUGCAGUGGUGGAUUACAAUGGAUACACUCCCAUGCACUGGGCUGCUUACAAUGGGCACGAAGAUUGUUUGGAAUUGUUACUUGAACACAACCCAUUUGCUUACCUCGAAGGAAACCCUUUCACCCCUUUGCACUGUGCAGUAAUAAACAGCCAAGACGGUACGGCUGAGAUGCUUAUAGAAGCUAUGGGUGCCAAGAUUGUUAAUAGCAGAGAUGCCAAAGGGAGGACUCCUCUUCAUGCUGCAGCUUUUGCUGACAACGUGAAUGGUUUACAGCUGCUGCUGCGACACCAGGCUGAAGUUAAUGCCACUGACCAGUCAGGUCGGACACCUCUGAUGAUGGCAGCAGAAAAUGGGAGAACUGCAGCAGUGGAGUUCCUGCUGUUUCACAUGAAGGCUGAUUUAACUGUGAUGGAUAUGAACAAGAACACUGCUCUUCACCUAGCCUGCAGCAAGGGUCAUGAGAAGUGUGCCUUGCUGCUUCUAGGGGAGACCCAGGACCUUGGCCUUAUCAAUGCAACAAACAGCAUGCUGCAAAUGCCGCUUCAUAUUGCUGCUCGAAAUGGGCUUGCAUCUGUUGUCCAAGCUUUGCUUACAAGAGGAGCUACUGUUUUGGCUGUGGAUGAAGAAGGUCACACCCCGGCCUUGGCCUGUGCUCCCAACAAAGACGUAGCAGAUUGCUUGGCACUUAUCCUAUCCACCAUGAAGCCUUUCCCACCAAAAGAUGCCAUCCUCCCCUUCAGCUUCAACCUCCUGAAGAACUGCGGCAUCGCUGCCAAGACUGCUAUCCCCAAUGGUGGCAGUUGCCCCUACACAAAGGAUCGGCACAGUUCCAUUGCCAUGGAUGGCUGCUUCACUGAGUAGCUCUUCCCGCCUUGCGGGUUACCCAAAACCUUACGUUUUAUUUAUUUAGUAUAAGUAUAGGGCACUUUUAAAGGAGAACAAGACACAGCGUGUAUGAAGUAUGAGCUGUGCCUGGGCUUUUUUAUUUUUAGCUGCUCUUUUGAGCUGUCCUGGCCUGCACUGAAGCUUAAGUAGUAUUGUACCUUCCUGUAUUUAGGAAGGAGGCCCAGGUUGGGUGGAACGGAGUUUUACUGCUGGGUACUUCUUUUGUUCUGUGGUUCUUAAAUCAGUUGCCGAAGCUUUCACAAUCUUGUGUUGUUGAAGGUGAAAAGAGGCCUCCAUAGCUGUAUUUUGGAGGUUUCCCCUGUGCAAUUCAUGUCUUUGCUGCUGUAAGACCAUGAAAGCCAUUAUACUGUUGAAGGGUCACCAGGCCUUAAUAUUUAUUUCAGGGGCAGCUUAAUAAUUCUGUUUGGGGUUACGGGACUACAUAGGCAAGCGGCACCUUAACUUCAGUCUAAACCUAGUGUUCUUUCUUUCCACUCUUACAAUUCUUUAAAAACCGUUCCUUAACGGUCCUUCUGUCCUGUGCCUAAGAAAUACUAGGCACUACAAAAUCACAUGCUUUUCUCUUUAUGCAAAUGUGGUGCUGCAUUUAGCCAGUUGAUGGAUCCCUGGUUGACAUUCCCACUAUGCACUGCUGCAAAAUCCCCCUGCCAGCUAGGCACUUUAGUGAUUCUGAGUUCUAGUGCUUUAUUCCCUUUUCUGGUCUUCCCAUCAUCUGUCACCACUAGAUGUGAUGUCUGCCAUGCCAUCAGUAUUUGAAAAAUUCUAUUAAUAUGUCAAUCCUCUAGGGAACCGUAACUUCCAUGGCUUAGACAGGUACAACUAAUCUGUCUCUUCUAUCUUCACUAGGAUUCUCAUUGCUGCAGUCUCCUUUUCAGAGCAUAAUUUGCACUUGAAUUGCUCUUUUCAACCUAAAAUUAAGUUCUAAUAGGUUUGCGAGUAUGCGUGUAAUGUUAUUUUAGUACUAGAUGUUUACUUGAGUUCUUGAUGUGAAAUGUUUU